CCGCAUUACAGACACUCCUGCACUUGAAGAGGCAAAACAACAGCAAGAAACCAACCUUUUUUAGAUUAAAUAUCCCUCAGAAAAGAUUCUGUGACGGACCAUGACAAUAAUUGGGCGGCAUUAUCUUGGCCUGGUGCUAUUGUCUAUGGGAUGCUUGGUGGCUGUUACACAUACAAUGAGUCCUUGUGAAAUACACAAUGAGGAGUCAGCAAUUUGCACUGGAAGGAAUCUUACAAGAGUGCCAAAAGAUCUUCCUACCAAUUUAACCAGUUUGGAUUUAUCAUACAAUUCAGUGGAUGCGACUGAUCUUGAAAACAGUAGAGGACUGCAGGCAUUUAGGAAUCUGGUCUUCCUCAAUCUUUCGAAUAACCACAUCCCAACUCUGAGCCCUGAGGUUUUUACAAGCCUGAAGAUGCUGAAGGUAUUGGAUCUGAGUAACUGCAAUAUUAAUUUGCUCCACCCCAAGGCCUUCAAAGGUCUUUUGAAUUUGAAGAUCCUGAUUUUGAACAAUAACAGAAUAAAGGCCUUAGCACCUCAGUUCUUCAGUGAUGUGCAGGCAUUGUCGACGUUGGACCUAGCCAAUAACAAGCUGACCACAGUCCCCAUCCAGAUGUUAGAGAAAUUCAAAGGAAUACAUGAGGUUCGACUGCAAGGAAAUUCUUGGGUCUGUGAUUGCACGCUGUACCCACUACAGAAAUGGCUGAAGCUACAUCUUGACCAUACAGAGGAGAUACAGUGCAUGUUCCCGUCUAACCUCCACGGAAAGAACUUGCUGAAUCUGGACCUCUUGCCUGUGUCCUGUUCAGAAACGUCUAAAAGAUUUCGCCGCCUUGUGAAUUCAGUAACUUCAGCGUUCACAGUCGCAGCUGUCACCAAUCAGACUUCAGAUGCACCAUCAAAAGAAGGAGGCAAGGGAUGGCAGUAUCUUGUUGCGGCUCUGGUAAUUGCUAUCACUUUCUCAGCCUUGAUUGCUAUUGGUGCGAAAUUUAAACUCUUUCACAAAUACCUCACCAGCUACAGCCACCAGCUACUACCAGAGCAAGAUGGCACCAGUCGUGAUGCAAUUAGUGUGAACAUGCCACGCAAUAGUGAGAUGGAGGACAUUAGGGAUAGAACUAUGUAUCCAGGUCUGGAGGAAGAUGAUGGAUACAUUGAGGACAAUUAUAUUCAGACAGAAGUGAAAGCAGACGAUGAGCAGGAGAUGCAUGUUUCCAUUUAACAGAAAUCAACAGGUCCUACCAGCUCAAACUCUUCCAAACCAUUCUGUUGUACAGGGUAUGUAUUUUUUAAAAAGUCAACUUAAUUGAAGGAGGCUCCAAGUCUUUUCCCUCUCUUCAUUGUUUUAGAUUAGAUAUUGCUCAAUGUCAUUGGAAUUCACCAAAACUUCUCUCCACUGUUUAUGUAUAAAGAAAUAAAUCUGCAACUUUGGACCUAGGAAUAAAAAUAGAUGAUACUGAAAAUGGAUAGCAGAUUCAUCAGCAUCUGUAAGGUCAAAGAGCAAGCUAACAUUCUGAUCACCAAGGUUCCAACCACAGCUGAUUCAAUGCCUGUACCUUCACCUCUUCCCACAACAUUGACCAGAGACCCAAAUACUAAUCCACACAAUACAGCAAUUCAAACAUACUUUCUCUAAUUCAUGCACGUAGCAAUUGCCACUCAUGGUGAGAACUCCUGUACGAUCAGGAGAUUGAGCACUGAUUGGAUGACUGCAUUGUUGAACUUCUGACCUGUCUGCAGAUGUUUUUGAGACCUCCAUGUGGCUUGGCAUUUGAACUCUCUCCCCACAAUCCCACUCUAAUGCUCCAGUUUGGACACUGUUUCAAUGAAGUUCAACACAAGGCUGAAAAACAGUGUUUCAUCUUUGAUCUCUGGUAUGAACACUGAAUCUAGCAACUUUAGAGCUUAGUCAUCUCCCCAGUUUUCUUCAGAGCAAGGUAUGUUAACAUUUUGGAAUUAGAUUCUUAAUCAGAUUACACUUCUGGCAGCGGUGUCCUCACUCUGCAACUUGGGUAGUCUUCUCUCUUCAGCUUGGAUCAUCCCACUUUUUUGUUUCCAGCAUUCACUGUUUUCCAUUUCAGAUGGAAUCCAUCUGCAAAGCUUUUUUGGCUUUUUGGCUUUGGGCUCCUCUAAUUGGUAGGAUGUGAUUGGUGGUAACCCACAAGAAUCUGUUUUAGAGCCUCAAUUAUUCUCUGGUUUUAUUAAUGACUUAAAUGAUGGGAUAGAAAGGCAUAUAUCCAAAUUUGCUGAUGACACAAAGAUAAGCAGUACUGCAAGCAGUGUAGAUGGAAGCAUAAAGCUACAAAGAGAUAUUCAUAAAUUAAGCGAAUGGACAAAACUGUGACAAAUGGAUUUCAACAUAGAUAAAUGUGAGAUCAUCUGCUCCGGACCUAAAAAGAAGAAAACAGGGACUUUCUAAAUGAUGGAAGACUAAUAGGAAAAGAGGAGGUGCAAACAGACUUGAGGGGUUCCAUCUUUAAAAUGGCAUGAACAGGUAUGAAAAAUAAUCAAAAAGGCAAAUGAAACUCAGUCUUUAUAUCUAGAAGAUUAGAAUACAAGGGAUUAGAAGUCAUGCUACAGCUAUACAAAGCCCUGGUUAGAUGACACCUGGAGCACUGGGAGUAAUUUUGGGCACCAGACCUAUUGUCCUUGGAAGGAGUGUAGCAUACCUGGACUCUAAGGGUUAAAUUACAAGGAGAGAAUACAGAAACUAAGGUUGUAUUCUGUGGAAUUUAGAAAGGUUAAGAGGUGAUUUGAUUGAAGUUUUCAAGAUAUUAUGGGAAACAGAAGGGUUAAAUUGAAAGAAACUAUUUCUGCUAGUUGGGAAGUCUAAGGCUAGGGAGCAUAGUCUAAAUAUAAGUGUCAGACCUUUCAGGGGUGGCAUUAGGAAACACUGCUAUAUAUGAAGGGCGGUAGAAGUUUGGAACUCUCUUCCGCAAAUGGCAAUUGAUGCUAGAUCAACUGUUAAUUUUAAAUCUGAGAUUGAAACAUUUUUGAUAAUCAAUGAUAUUAAGGGAUAUGCAGCAAGGGUGAGAUAUAUGGAGUUAGGUCGUAGGUCAGCUCAUGAUUUCAAUGAAUAGUGGAACAGACUCGAGGGGCUAAAUGGCAUACUCUUGUUCCUAUGGUUCAUUCUAAUAGUCACAGAGGGAAAUGAAGGAAGUCUUCAAAUGUUUGUGGAUGAGGGAAAAAAGGAUUUUCAUUUUUAUAGCAUGUAUCAGGACCUUAGGGUAUCCUAAAGAGCUUUACAAACAAUGAAGGUGCAUGGUGUUUACGCUAAUAAGGUAUUGAAGGUGUUAAAAUUUGAAAGGUGUCCAGGACUAGAUGAAAGACAUACUUUAGAAUAUCAAAAGUGGCUAGUGAGGAAUUAUUGAAUUGAGUGAUCAUGAUUUUUCAAAAUUAAUUGGAGACAGAAGCUCUAAAUCCCUCUAGUUUGCAUUCUUUUCCCAUUCCCCAAUAUGUGGGAGUGAAGUUAGUUACAAAUCUUCUAUUAUUCGUUAAAGCUUUUUAAUACCUUGUUAAUGAAUUUUCCGAAAGAGCUUACACAGAAUUACAUAGAACUUGUAAUUCUGCCAGUUGGGGAAACUAAACUUCAGCUAGCAACCAAUUCACUCGUUCUGCUGGAGGUAGCUCAACAAUACAGCAGCUAAGUUCUUUGGUGGAUUAUUAUUUUCAGACAGAUUUUUCUGCCUUGGUUCAGUGUUGCCUUUGGAAGGCCAAGGUUGUCUUUGAAAGCAGGCUGGGCUGGAGACUAAGCACCCACCCAAAUAGGCUACCAUUGGGCUUUUAAACUAUGCCAUGCCACUUCAAUCAGUGAACAGAGGACAGCCCAGGGGCACUUCAAGCAGUUGAUCAGCAAAGUGCCACUUAGUUGUAUGCUUCAUUC
This is a messenger RNA of Carcharodon carcharias (great white shark), 3880 nucleotides long. It is a transcript of the gene c16h1orf210, whose product is annotated as chromosome 16 C1orf210 homolog. The transcript is spliced from 5 exons. Bases 101 to 1219 code for a protein of 372 amino acids. Gene Ontology annotation, molecular function: protein binding. The record is from RefSeq and is a predicted model, not a curated record. Lineage: Eukaryota; Metazoa; Chordata; Chondrichthyes; Lamniformes; Lamnidae.